Molecule: messenger RNA, 1194 nt
Organism: Penicillium argentinense
Lineage: Eukaryota; Fungi; Ascomycota; Eurotiomycetes; Eurotiales; Aspergillaceae
Exons: 4
Coding region: 1-1194 (397 amino acids)
Molecular function (GO): O-methyltransferase activity
Source: RefSeq, a predicted model, not a curated record
AUGAGUGAAAGCGAGAGCUCCUCCAUUUCCUCCCGGAUUGCGGCUUUGGCUGAAGAUGUGCAAGCCGAAUACAUCUAUGAAGAAGCUCGCCUCGAAGCCCUGAAAGCAGCACGGAAAUUGCUGGCUAAACUAGAGCCUCCAAUGGAAAGGAUGGCGCAUGAUGUACUACUGUGGUAUCCACACUUUAUGGCUUUGCGUAUGGGUGUCCAACUAGAGAUAUUCUCACAAAUCAGCAAAUGCUCUGACACAGGCAUUCAUCUCAACACGAUUGCUGAGAAAACUCAGGCAUCUCCUAUCCUUGUAGGUCAGAUUCUGCGUCUCCUUGCAGCGACAGGAUACGUCGAUCAGCACGACGUUGAGAACUUCAAGCCUACCGCCCUUACAAUGAUUAUGGUGGACCCAGUGAUCGAGGCAAGCACUCGUGCUUCCUUCGAUCUCGGGCUCUCGAGCACAAUGAAGGCACCGGAGUUCUUCCGCAAAAACAACAAUCAAUUUCCGGGGUCAAUCAGCAAUACGCCUCUGCAACUAGCUCUUGACACCAAACUGACAAUUUUCGAAUGGCUCGGCCAAAAUCCUGAAUCUGCCAAAGACUUCCAACAGAUGAUGAAGCUGAGGCAACAGGUGACAUCUAACUGGGUCGAGUGGUUCGACAUCCAGCGACAUAUCAUAGACGGUUCCGAGCCUCGUUCACCAGAGAAUGUUCUUCUGGUAGAUAUUGGAGGUGGGGAAGGGCACUACCUGCGGCAGUUUUCUGAGAAGUUUCCCCGUGCACCUGGUCGCCUGAUCUUGCAAGAACUGCCGGAUGUGAUUAGAGGCAUCCAGAGCCCGCCAGAGGAUGUGGAGUUGAUGCCGCAUGAUUUCUUCACGCCACAGACAAUUAAGGGAGCUCGGGCGUACUUUAUGCACUGGAUCCUGCACGACUGGUCAGAUGAAAAUUGUCACACUAUCUUGGCUCAUAUUGCCGACGCGAUGAAGCCUGGAUACUCGCGCUUGAUCAUUCAUGAGCAGAUCCUCCCUGACAUGAACUGUGAUGCCGAGGCUGCUGGCAUGAGUAUCAUUAUGAUGGUUCAGAUGGGGGCGCUGGAGCGUACUGAGACGCAAUGGCGGGCGCUACUUGAGUCUGUUGGUCUCCACACAAUCCAGUUUAAUCGAGCACCGGUAUCUGGGGAGGGUAUUAUCGAAGCAAUCAAAUAG